Messenger RNA from Larimichthys crocea (large yellow croaker), 999 nucleotides. RefSeq names its product charged multivesicular body protein 5a (gene chmp5a). The record is from RefSeq and is a predicted model, not a curated record. Lineage: Eukaryota; Metazoa; Chordata; Actinopteri; Sciaenidae. The transcript is spliced from 8 exons. Gene Ontology annotation, cellular component: multivesicular body. The coding region runs from base 152 to 814 and encodes 220 amino acids. Gene Ontology annotation, biological process: vesicle budding from membrane; late endosome to vacuole transport via multivesicular body sorting pathway.
AGCCGUUUGCGUGCGCACCGUUGCUUCCUGUGUGUGUCUUCAAUGGAGUCGUCCUCUCGAUGAUCUGAUGUUUUUUUGUGUGUUUUCUAUCUGAGGAAAAGCUGAAGGCUGCGUGACAUUUACACGGUUAGGAAGGAAACAACAGAACAAAAUGAACAGAAUAUUCGGACGCGGGAAGCCAAAGGCGCCUCCUCCCAAUCUGUCGGACUGUAUCGGGAAUGUGGAUGCGAGGGCAGAGUCCAUAGAGAAGAAGAUCAGCAGACUAGACGCUGAACUGAUGAAGUACAAGGAUCAGAUGAAGAAGAUGAGAGAUGGGCCCUCGAAGAACAUGGUGAAACAAAAGGCGAUGAGAGUCCUGAAGCAGAAGAGGAUGUAUGAAGGGCAAAGAGAGCAGCUGGCUCAGCAGUCUUUUAACAUGGAGCAGGCAAACUACACAAUCCAGACAUUAAAGGACACCAAGACAACAGUGGAGGCCAUGAAGAUCGGUGCAAAGGAAAUGAAAAGGGCUUACAAGGAUGUCAAACUUGAUCAGAUUGACGAUUUACAGGAUCAGCUUGAGGACAUGAUGGAGGACGCCAGCGAAGUACAAGAGGCCCUGAGCCGCAGCUACGGCACUCCAGAGAUAGACGAGGACGAUCUUGAAGCAGAGCUGGACGCGCUGGGCGAUGAGCUGCUGCUGGAUGAUGACAGCUCGUAUCUGGACGAGGCCUCAGCUGCCCCGUCCAUUCCCGAAGGAAUCCCCAGCGACAGCAAGACAAACAAGGACGGUGUUUUGGUGGAUGAGUUUGGCCUGCCCCAGAUUCCCGCCACAUAAACAGGGGAUGGAUUAAAACAACUGCACUUCAACUGAAAACACUUUUAUAUGUAGAGUAACAUUUAUACAUGCAAAACCAUUUGACCUGAGAACACUACGAUUUUCAAAGCUGUGUUGGGUUGUGUAUUGUUACCACUACUGUGCUAGCAUGUGGCCUUGUAACAUACUGAACCUUUUUUAAAAAC